CGUAGGGGGAGGGGGAGGUUCCGAGACUAGCAGCAAUGCUCCAAUACAGCUUUCUUAGUCUGUUACGCCUGGCGGCAGUCGCUAGGGUACAUCCCACUGGGACCAGUCUGCAGUUGGUGCGUGAACAGUAUGGAGGCCAACCUGUCUGGCUUUAACAUUGAUGCCCCCCGCUGGGAUCAGUGCACUUUCCUGGGGCGUGUGAAGCACUUUUUUAACAUCACGGAUCCUCGCACUGUCUUUGCAUCUGAGCGGGAGCUGGACUGGGCCAAGGAGGUGGUGGAGAAGAGCAGGAUGGGACUUGUGCCCCCUGGCACUCAGGUGGAGCAGCUGCUGUAUGCUAAGAAGCUAUAUGACUCGGCCUUCCACCCUGACACUGGGGAGAAGAUGAACGUCAUUGGCCGGAUGUCCUUCCAGGUCCCCGGGGGCAUGCUCAUCACAGGCUUCAUGCUCCAGUUCUACAGGACAAUGCCUGCGGUGAUCUUCUGGCAGUGGGUGAACCAGUCCUUCAAUGCCCUAGUCAACUACACCAACAGGAACGCUGCCUCUCCCACAUCAGUCAGGCAGAUGGCCCUUUCCUACUUCACAGCUACUACCACUGCCGUGGCCACUGCAGUGGGCAUGAACAUGUGGACAAAGAGAGCUCCACCCUUGGUGGGCCGAUGGGUGCCCUUUGCCGCUGUGGCUGCCGCGAACUGUGUCAAUAUCCCUAUGAUGCGACAGCAGGAACUCAUCCAGGGCAUCUGUGUGAAGGACAGCAACCAAAACGAGCUUGGCCAUUCUCAGAGAGCUGCGGCUGUGGGCAUUACCCAAGUGGUUAUUUCUCGGAUCACCAUGGCAGCCCCUGGCAUGAUCUUGUUACCGGUCAUUAUGGAGAGGCUGGAGACCCUGCAUCUGAUGAAGAAAGUGAAGGUGCUGCAUGCCCCGCUGCAGGUGGUGUUGUGCGGGUGCUUCCUCCUCUUCAUGGUACCAGUGGCAUGUGGUCUCUUCCCUCAGGAAUGCGAAUUGCCAGUUUCCUUUCUAGAACCAGAGCUACAGGACAGCAUCAAGGCCAAGUUUGGAGAACAAGUGCUUUUUGCCUACUUCAAUAAGGGUCUCUAAGCGCUCCAUGCCUGCAAGGACCAAUCAUGAGGGACCAGAUUUUUUUCUGUCAGCUGUGCAUACCCGUACAUUCCUCUUUGCAAUAAGAUCUGAGCCAGGCUCGAUUGGGAAAUGGAGUAGGUGGGUAGGGAGGCGGCUCCCGUUUCUAUAUAAGCACGUAAUUUACUCGACUCCAGUGGACAAAAAUUCAAAAGGGGACCAAGGUGGUUGGGGAUGUAG
Messenger RNA from Acomys russatus (golden spiny mouse), 1317 nucleotides. RefSeq names its product sideroflexin 2 (gene Sfxn2). Bases 130 to 1098 code for a protein of 322 amino acids. The record is from RefSeq and is a predicted model, not a curated record. The transcript has 12 exons. Gene Ontology annotation, cellular component: mitochondrial inner membrane. Gene Ontology annotation, molecular function: monoatomic ion transmembrane transporter activity. Gene Ontology annotation, biological process: serine import into mitochondrion; monoatomic ion transport. Lineage: Eukaryota; Metazoa; Chordata; Mammalia; Rodentia; Muridae.